Messenger RNA from Astyanax mexicanus (Mexican tetra), 2457 nucleotides. Its product is annotated as L-amino-acid oxidase. Gene Ontology annotation, biological process: amino acid catabolic process. Bases 48 to 1580 code for a protein of 510 amino acids. NCBI's taxonomy places the organism in Eukaryota, Metazoa, Chordata, Actinopteri, Characiformes, Acestrorhamphidae. The transcript is spliced from 7 exons. The record is from RefSeq and is a predicted model, not a curated record. Gene Ontology annotation, molecular function: L-amino-acid oxidase activity; polyamine oxidase activity.
UUUUCAGGUGAAAACGGCGUCUGAAAAGGUGAAGCUCUGAAGUGAACAUGUCUCAGCACUGGGAGAUCUGUCGCUUCUUACCAGUACUAAUAGUACUGGGCGUAGUCUUCAGUGCCGAUGGAUAUACAGAAGAUCCACUUUAUGAAUGCUUGCGCGACCCGGACUAUGAGGAGCUUUGUAAGAUAAUAGACCGGGGUCUCCCCCCUACAAAGACCCCUCACAGUGUGGGGAUCAUCGGUGCAGGAAUCGCUGGACUCACUGCAGCUAAGAUACUGGAGGAUGCUGGACAUAAGGUUACAAUCAUAGAAGCUACUGAUCGUGUAGGUGGAAGAAUCAGGACCCACAGGAUGGCGAACCAGGGCUGGUAUGCUGAACUUGGUGCCAUGAGGAUCCCAUGGUUCCACAAGAUCCUUAUGUCACUUGUAUCAAAGAUGGGCCUAAAACUGAAUCCUUUCAUUGAAGAAAACAACAAUACUUAUUAUUAUAUCAACGGUUUGCUUGAAAAAACCUACAAAGUGAUUGCAAAUCCAGAUGUGCUGAACUACGAUGUAGAUGAGCAAGAGAAGGGGAAAUCAGCCAGUCAGCUUUUUGACAUGACAUUGUGGAAGAUUAGAGAUGAUAUGAAGAAAUAUGGCUGCAAUGAGACAGUAGAGAAGUAUGAUUCAUACUCUGUUAAGGAGUAUUUACUGAAAGAGGGUAAUCUGAGUCGAGAAGCUUUGCGUAUGAUUGGAGACAUACUCAACGAGAACAGCUUCUUCUACACUAGUCUGAUAGAGACUCUCUACAUACAAAAGGAUAUCAACGAUGAUACAAAAUAUUAUGAAAUCUCAGGUGGCAUGGAUCACAUACCCAAAAAACUGCAUGAGAAACUCAACAGUGCAACAAUUCAUUUUACAUCAAAUGUCAAACGCAUUAGACAGACUGACCACUACGUGACAGUUUCAUAUCAAGACCGCCAAAACCUCUACGCUUUAACCAACCUCACUUUCGACUACGUUCUGGUGACGGCUACAGCCAAAGCUUCACUCUUCAUUGAUUUCCAGCCUCCGCUAUCAGUCCGGAAGAUGGAGGCUCUGCGCUCGGUGCACUACGCCAGCUCCACCAAGGUCGUGCUGAGCUUCAGUGAGAGGUUCUGGGAGAAACAAGGCAUCAAGGGAGGAAGAAGCAUCACAGAUAUGCCAUCACGCUUCAUUUACUACCCCAGCCACAGCUUUCCUGGAGCAGGGGGCGCCCUUUUGGCUUCAUACACCUGCUCUGAUGAUUCCACGCUCUUCCAGGGGGUGCCGGAUGAUGAGCUGAUGGCCAUGGUAAUGAAUGACUUGGUGAAGAUCCAUGGGGAGGGGAUCCGAAAGCUUCACAUUGGAGGUGUUGUAAAGAAAUGGGCGUUGGAUCCUUACAGCCAUGGAGCGUUCGCCAUCUACACUCCCUACCAGCAGAGUCACUACUCUAAAGAUCUGUUCCAGAAAGAGGGGAGGAUUCAUUUCGCUGGAGAACACACAGCCAUGCCACACGGCUGGAUGGAGACGGCCAUGAAGUCUGCUCUCAGAGCUGCUAAGAACAUUAAUAGUAUUGACGGAUAAAAACAAGACCAAAUAUCAUGUAAUAUCAUGUAAUCACCAGAGUAUGGAUUGUAAUACAUACCUGUAAUAUUUACCUUUUAUACUUACCUUUAAUGUUUGUCUUCUAGUGUAGAUAUUCUGUAGUAAUGGGAAGACACACUCCUACACUCCCUAGGGUAUACUGUAGAGCCCACAGCUAACUCUGACAGGGGGCGUACAUGUAGUUAAUUUGUAAUGGUGUUUAUAACCAAGGCCUGAGAUUUAGCUGAUUUUAAAUCUGUCAUUCUUCAUCUACUUUCAUGGGUUAGCACACACAGUGUGAGCAAGAGGGGCUAGCUCUGGUAGACUCACCUGACCUGGACUCUUAGGCUACAUUCACAUUACAAGUCACGUUUCUUAAAUCCAAUGUUUUGCUCAGAUCUGAUUUGUCUAUCUUGACGGUUCACAUUCACAAAUGUAAGUAAGUGAUCUGUAUCUGUGUGUAAUGUGAACGAAUUUGUCCCUGAAACGUCUCACAUUCAUACAUUGAUACCUGUAUACUAGAGAGAGGAGAGACUCGUAGCUUUAUAAAGGGAAAUGGAUGAGUUAGCAGCUCAUAUGUGGAGCAUCUUUUGCUGGAGUGGAGAGUAAACAGCUGCUCUGAAGUUCAUGCUCAGGUCCAGGAGGUGAAAAAAGGACAGGCGGUUUGCUUUUGCUGUUUUUUUUUUUUUUUUUGCAGCUAUAGCUGCACAGCUGCACCAAGAGAUGCAGUGUGGGUACGAGAGAGAAGCAUGUUGCGCUAAUGCGUAAAAGCAAAAAGAUGCAUGAAUUCCGACCUGACCUUUUAUACUCGUGUCGCAUGUCCAUGGAUUGGACAAGUAUCGAAUUUAGGACCACAUAUGAAAGCGAUUCAAAUUUG